Acanthopagrus latus (yellowfin seabream) is the source of this 1744-nucleotide messenger RNA. RefSeq names its product homeobox B6b (gene hoxb6b). Gene Ontology annotation, molecular function: RNA polymerase II cis-regulatory region sequence-specific DNA binding; DNA-binding transcription factor activity, RNA polymerase II-specific. The record is from RefSeq and is a predicted model, not a curated record. Gene Ontology annotation, cellular component: nucleus. Gene Ontology annotation, biological process: regulation of transcription by RNA polymerase II; anterior/posterior pattern specification. Bases 690 to 1391 code for a protein of 233 amino acids. The transcript is spliced from 3 exons. NCBI's taxonomy places the organism in Eukaryota, Metazoa, Chordata, Actinopteri, Spariformes, Sparidae.
ACGCAGCGGUGUGUUUGUUGUGUAAGGAGGUGGGGGGGGAAGCUGGGCCGCUGUUCGUGCGUAAACAACAAAAAAAAAAAAAAAAAGAAAAGAGAGAGAAAGUGCGCGAUGGAGGAGCCCUCCGCGCCGAUGCCCUCGCCUGUGCGCGCCAUGUUAAUGUGGCUCCACUUGUGUUGCUAUAUGUGCGUGAAAAUGAGGAAUCAUCAUCACACUCCUGGAUGGUGGGAUUACUUUCAGGAGAUCACUUGAGUGGACAAAGUGUGUGUGUGAGAGGGGUUGAGAUUUUUUGGAGGGGAGAAGGACUGAGAGGAGGCGAGAGGAGCUUGCUGCGGAGUGGCACCCACACAGGAAAUGAUGGAUUAUCAACAAAGUGUAUAUGCAUUCGAGUCGCAGCAUCCGUGUGCGUGAGCGUGCGUAAAGCCCGACAGGCUCGAGCGCUUCAUUUCGAUUCACCGGGGACCCCUGCGCGCAACAAGAGCCCCCCAUGGGUGCAAUAGUGCAAGCGCAGACGGCGGUGAUUGGCCAGAGGUUGAUCAGAUGGUACACUUCCCCUCUGUAUUCAGUGGCACCUCACAACCCCCCCUUUCAGCAAAAACCAAAUCUCGGAUAAAGUAAUGGCAAAACCACUUGGACUAUAAAAGACAACAAAUCAUAUUCCUCCGGAGUAUAUACACCCCGUUGUCCACCCAAUGAGUUCCUAUUUUGUUAACUCAACUUUUCCCGUGUCUCUACCGGGAGGACAGGACUCUCUCCUGGGUCAGAUACCGUUAUAUUCCUCGGGAUACACCGACCCGUUAAGACACUACUCCAACGCGGCCACAUAUGGAGCCGCCAACAUGCAGGAGAAGGUUUACCCAGCCUCCUACUACCAGCAGACGGGCGCAGCGGCCAUCUACGGCCGGGCCGGCGGCGCGGCGCCCUGCGACUACAACCCGGUCGGGACUUUCUACAAAGACGCGGAGGGCUCGUGCGCUUUCUCGAGCCGCGACGACCAGCCGCUGUUUGUCACUCAGGAGCACCAGCAGCGCAAAGCGGAGUGCCCGGAGCAGACUGUCAGCAUGGGCAGCAGCAUCGACGACAAGUCGUCCACUCUCAUCUACCCGUGGAUGCAGAGGAUGAACGCCUGCUCCGCCGGUCCAUUUGGCAACAGUGGCCGCAGGGGCCGACAGACCUACACCCGCUACCAGACCCUGGAGCUGGAGAAGGAGUUCCACUUUAACCGCUACCUGACCAGGAGGCGCCGGAUAGAGAUCUCCCACGCGCUGUGUCUGACCGAGAGACAGAUCAAAAUCUGGUUUCAGAACCGCAGGAUGAAGUGGAAAAAGGAGAACAAACUCCUGAACCCCUCAAAGACAGCCGAGGAGGAGGAAGAGGCGGAGAAGAAGAGCUAAAGAAUAAUAAUAAUAAAAAAAGGGACACAAAGAAAGAAAGAAAGAAAGGAAGGAAGGAAGGAAGGCAUGUGUGUGUUUGUGUGCACACUCCUAAAAAUAAAAAUGAUGUAUUAUUUCUUUGUAGAUAUAAAAAGUGCUGCAAAUCACAUGUUAGAGACGUGUAGAGUGAUAGUUUUAUUUCAGUAUCUGCACGGUGAUAAUGUCCGCAUUAGGUUAAAAUCAGGUCCUCCUCUGUUUGUCUUUGUGCUUGUGCGUUUAUUUAGGGGACUAUGCAAAAAUCCGCCAAAAUGUAAAUACAUCUUUUUGUUUUUUUUCUCUUUUUAGUUUUUGGGACACUGUUGUUACCUCAUGAU